Dioscorea cayenensis subsp. rotundata (Guinea yam) is the source of this 1594-nucleotide messenger RNA. Its product is annotated as U-box domain-containing protein 4-like. The record is from RefSeq and is a predicted model, not a curated record. NCBI's taxonomy places the organism in Eukaryota, Viridiplantae, Streptophyta, Magnoliopsida, Dioscoreales, Dioscoreaceae. The transcript has 2 exons. Gene Ontology annotation, cellular component: cytoplasm; nucleus. Gene Ontology annotation, molecular function: protein binding. The coding region runs from base 441 to 1469 and encodes 342 amino acids.
CACUUAAAAAUAUGAUAUUCGGAUUGUAAACCUGAGUUUAUAUAAAAAUUCGUUACUAUUAUAUUAUAAUUGACAAAAUUUAACUUGGGUCAAUUGAUACCCUAUAAGAACCGAUAACCUACACUAAAGUGGAUGUAUUAUUUUUGUAAUUGAAAAUAAAAAGAUAAUUUCUAUGUGAUUAACCAGCUAAAAUUAACAUUUUUUUUUGGGUCAAAUAGUCACCUAAAGCAGAAACCACACGUGCAAGACCAAUGAAUGCCACGUUUCAUAAUGGACACAUGCGAACUCAAUCCAUGGUUCGUGGCACGUGUCACACUACUCACUGACAUAGCCUCCUCCCUCUUUUUAAAGUUCUCACCUCGCCCGCGUAACCACCAAGUAAAACCCAGCAAAUAAACACAAAUUGAAUAAAGAGAAAAAGAGAGAGAGAGAGAAACCGAAUGGAAACUGAGAACCCAGUGACUUACCGGUAUAUGCGUCGCAACUUCAACGACUCCGCUGGCGACCCCGGCGGCGCCUUCAGCGAUUGUUCUUCCUCCUGCGCCGGCGGCACCACCACCCUCCACCACCGCCUAACCCCUUCAUCCGCAACCAUCUACUCCGACGAAUCCCUUCGUUCCCUCAUCUCCGACCUCGAAUCCCCCUCCGUCACCAUAGACACGCAGCGCCACGCCGCCAUGGAGCUCCGUCUCCUCGCUAAACAUAGCCCCGAGAACCGUUUCCAGAUCGCCGGCGCCGGCGCCGUCGUCCCCUUGAUCUCGCUCAUCUCUAGCCCCGACUCCCUCCUCCAAGAACAUGGAGUCACAGCGAUCCUCAACCUUUCGCUGCUCGAUGAGAACAAGGACCUGAUAGCCGCCGCGGGUGCGAUCAAGCCCUUAGUCCGCGCCCUCCGAUCACCCUCCCUUGCCGCGAGGGAAAACGCCGCGUGUGCGCUCUUCCGCCUCUCCCACUCCGACGCCCUCAAAGCCACCAUCGCCCGAUCCGGCGCAAUCCCACCGCUCAUCUCCCUUCUAGAAUCCGGCCGGCUGCGAGCGAAGAAGGACGCCAUCACGGCACUCUACGCGCUGUGCUCGAUCAGCGAGAACAAAAUCAGGGCGGUGGAAGCGGGGAUCAUGAAGCCUCUACUGGAGAUGAUGGCGGAGACGGACGGGGAGUUGGUGGACAAGGCCGGAUGCGUGCUGAGGAAGGUGACCGGGGAGGAGAAAGGAAGGGUGGCGGCGGUCUCCGACGGCGGGAUCCCGGUGCUGGUGGAGGUCAUCGAGGUCGGCACACAGCGCCAGAAGGAGAUCGCCGCGGCCGCACUGCUCCAGAUCUGCGAAGGCUCGCCGGCGUACAGCGCGCUCGCCGUCCGCGAAGGCGCCAUUCCGCCGCUCGUCUCGCUCUCUCAAUCCAGCACCUCGCGCGCCAUGAAAAAGGCGGAAAUGCUAAUUGAGAUGCUUAGACAGCUGAGGACAACGGAGGACUGUUGAGUAUUACUACUAGGCCAAAUAGAAUAUUGACACGUGUAAGAUAAAUGAAGGUGUAGAUAGGAAUUGAGUGUGUGUGUGUGCAUAAUUUUAGUCUUAUUAUUUAGAGCAAGAGUAAUUUUAUGCUA